UCUGUCAAUCAGCCCUGGCCCCAUUCCCAGCGCUGGCGAAGAUGGAGGUGCCCGAGCUGCUCCGGCUCUGGGUGCUGGCAGCCUUGGCCCUGGGGGUGUCCCAGGCCACCCUCCCUGACCACCACGUCCUCCCUGACCACCGCAUCUCCUCCGAGACUGGAACUAUCUUCGUUCAUGAGCUGGAGCGGGAGCUGUUCCAGGAGGCCUUUCCCACCGGGAGUGAGGAUGAUGAUGCAGCCCCCAUCACCUUCCAAGCCCACCUGCGGGACCACCCGGACCUGCCGCGGUGGCUGCGGUUCCUCCAGCGGGACCCCGGCCAGCCCGGCUACCUGUAUGGCUGCCCCACGGCCAGCGAGGUGGGCACCCACACCAUCGAGGUGCUGGCCUACAACCGCCACACCUACGCCACGGUGUCCCAGCGCCUCGUCAUCACCGUCAUCCCCGCCCCAGGUGGGGAGCCCCCGUACCAGGGCGAGUUCCUGGUGGGGAACAGGAAUGUGGAGGAGCUGCUGCCGGAGGCCGCGCGGGAGAUGUUCCUGCAGGGCUCGGCCGGAGUCUGGGAGCGCGGAGACCUCCAGGUCAUCAACGUCACCUCCGCCCUGGACCGGGGCGGCCGCGUCCCACUGCCCAUCGAGGGGCGCAAGGAGGGGGUGUAUGUGAAGGUGGGCUCCCACAGCCCCUUCUCCCCGUGCCUGGAGUCGGCCGUGUCCCCCCAGAGCCGCUUCCGCUGCAGCCUGGGCCAGCAGCCCCUCGCCUCCUGCUACGACACCUUUGCCCCCCACUUCUCCAUCCGCUGGUGCAACCUCACCCUGCUGCGGGUCUGGCCCAGCCCCACGACUCCGGGGCCGGUUUGGGGGUCCGGGGUGCUGGAGGAGGAUGGGGAUUUCCAGCCCCCCACCGAGGUGCCCCCCCAGGACCUGCUGCCGGGGUUCCUGGUGACGCUGCUGGUGCCACUGGCGGUGGCUGCGCUGCUCUGUCUGCUCCUGGGCCACCUCAUGUGCUGCCGCAGGGAGGGAGUGCAAAAACGGGACUUGCAGACGUCUGACAUCCAGCUGGUCCACCACACCACCAUCCACGGGGACACGGAGGAGCUGCGGCACAUGGCCGGGAGCCGGGAUGUGAUCCGGGACGUGCCCCGGCCCCUUUCCACGCUGCCCAUGUUCAACGUCCGCACGGGCCAGCGCAUCAACCCCAUGCCCAGCCCCCGGGAUGGGGCCCGUGUGCCCCUCCUCCCUCAGUGAGGGGCACCCAGGGGCGUGCCAGGGGGAGAGGGACAAUCCCAGGGAUGGGAAAGGGGUGUCCUGAUGUUUGUGGGGGUACAGAAGCCCCCCCAGGCAGCGUUCAGCCAGAUGGGUGGUCGCCCUUCUGACUGAGCUCUGCCUGCUGCCGGGCUGUUGCCUGGAGGAUUUUGGGGUGUUUCCUCUUUGGGGUGUGUUUUGGAGGAUAAAUUGACCAUUGAGUGAUGAAA
Messenger RNA from Pseudopipra pipra, 1468 nucleotides. It is a transcript of the gene SGCA, whose product is annotated as sarcoglycan alpha. The transcript is spliced from 9 exons. Gene Ontology annotation, molecular function: calcium ion binding. Bases 42 to 1241 code for a protein of 399 amino acids. Lineage: Eukaryota; Metazoa; Chordata; Aves; Passeriformes; Pipridae. The record is from RefSeq and is a predicted model, not a curated record. Gene Ontology annotation, cellular component: sarcoglycan complex; membrane.